AUGGCGACGGCAUUACAGGCGAAAAUUGAGAGUCUGGGAGUAAAAUUACGAGAGGAGAACAAAUCAAGAGAAUGCGAACUGUUAGGAAAAGGAAAUGAUAAGUCCACCUGCCCGAAAAAGCCUCUUCUUCCUCUAGAUCUAACGACGAGUACCCGUCAAGACAGACCAGGUGAAAAGAUAUGUGUGUAUGUGGCACCAUGUAAUGUGUAGUUGGCAACCUGGUAUAUACAGGUUUUUCUCUGUUAGAGGUAAAUCGCGGUACCAUGAAUCUCUCAACAGAUUUUUUUUGUAUUUUGCUUCUCCGUUAAAUUCGGUUUCUUUCACUGUUUUGUUGAAAAUCAGAAAAUACUUGUUUUAUUUUUAGGGCGAGAUUUAUCUUUAUUUUGGUUCGUAAAUAAGCUUGUGUAUUUUGGUGAAUGUGAUAAUACACAUAACGUUCGAUAACGACUUGGAUUGUCACUGUGUGAAGCUUCAUACAGUGUUACCGUGUCAAUAAAAGAAUUCUGUUGUUGAAUAUCUCAAAUUUGAUUAAUAUCCUAAGGUUGGAUCAGUCACAAGAACUUUCAAAGCAUUAGCUUAGGUUAGGUUUAUUCGCUAGUUUUCUCUGUAUCUCCAUCAUCUGUGAUUAGCUGUACAUGUUGGCAAUUUGCUAUACGUCUUCAAUUUUGUGUGUUGAGGUAAUUGAAGGGAUUUUAAUCGUAUUUUCUUUUCUGUUAAUUGAAUAAGAUUUUGAAGUUAACUUUUCAAUUUUUAAAUGAUUGGUUUUAUGUGUUGUAUAUCUUUAACAAAUUUUUACAUCACUGAAGCUUUGAAAUUACUCUGAGUUUUUUGGCUUUUGUCACCAUACUUUUCAUGAAUAUUUAUUUAGUGAAACUUCAAACUUAACUUUGAUUUUCAUGUGUUAAGCUACUUGUACUAAUUGGGUCUGUAAAUUUGUUGGAUUUUCAUCAAAAAUUGCCAGAGUAUUUGUAUUUGCACCAAAUUGUGCAAGGCUUUUACAAAAUUCAAAAUAUUUCUCCUAUAAUGUCCCCUCAUGUGAGAACAACUGAAAUAUUUUAUAUUAUCCAACUUCAAAAUAGAUUUUCUCAGGAACCAAUAGAAAUAGCAAAAAGCCUCUCAUACUUUGUUAGCUUAUAAUCGGCUGAUUAAUACUGUCCAGUUUGUUUCAAGGUCCAUGGUAAUGCGGAGGCUGAUAAUUCAGUAAAGCAAACAAUGUCAUUUUUGUAUUUAAGGUCUCACACACACCUACCUGAACAAAAACUGUGAAAAAUUUUAUCAUUUUCAUUACCUAUACUUAAUUGCCAAUUACAAUUGUAAUUGUAUACAUUGUUCUGCUACUAUUGUUUGUUUUGUCCAAUCAGCAUUUUGUUACACACUUUAAAUUCAACUUUGUACUUUGUAAAAUCAGAACUGAAGAUGACAGAAGAACUGUCGAAACAUGUUUUUAAAAAGUGUUGUUAUUUUCUUAAAUUCUAUACUUAGAGUAAAUAGUUUUAACUAUGGGUUAUUUAAAAGCAGGGCAGAUGGGGGAUUUUUCUGGGAGGCACCCUAUUUUGUUGAUAGCAACCCUAAAUAAGGAGGCUAGAAAACUUCAAUGUAGUAUUGGUGAAAGCAAGAAACAGGUGUUUAAAAAUGUACACUACAAUUAGGCAUCCUUAUUGCACAUGUUUGUAAUUUAUAGUUGUUAAAAUGAGAGAAAUAGAAUGUGAUGUAUAAUCAAAACCCUUAAUUACUCUCCCCCCUCUCCUACCUUAUACCACAUAAUCCCCUCAUACAAUUGAGUCAGGUGGUGCCUCUCUUAAAUAUGUAAAAUAUAUUAAGUUAAAUACAUAAAGAAAUCUUGGUUAUAGUCUAUCCUUGCAGUAUAGCACCUGAUGCAUUCACAGAGCAUGGUAUAUCUAAAAGGUGGACAAAUCAAUUAGAAACAACUUUUCUGUGACUCUGAGUUUCAUGCUUAUGCGAUCAUCAGACAGAUUUGAAUGAAUCAUGGUCCAUUAAAAUGUGUCUGAUGAUCGCAUAAGCAUGAAACUCAGAGUCACAGAAAAGUUAUGUCUUAUUGAUUUGUCCAACUUAAGUUAAAUACAUAAAUUUUUGCAUUAUGUUGCUUUCCACAAGGAUCAACUGGUAAAAAUUUUAUUUUUCAAGAUAGAUUUUGGUUAAAUUCUGAUAUAAAUUUUGUGAACAUGAGAGAGGAAUUUUUUUGUCUGAUUUAAAUUUGGUGAUUCAACAGAAACAUUUUUAUCAUGGAAAGGAAAGUGAGGCUACACAUGCUUAUUUGGCUUUUUGACCAAAGUUGUUAAAAGGGUGAAUAAAGUUAUGAACUAGAUAAAUUUCCAUUGGGGCCCAGUUGUUCAAAGGGCAGAUAACACUAUCUAAGAGUUAAAUUGCUAUCUAGCAGAUAGGUGUAAACAAAUAGUACUGUGCUAUGCACCAGAUAGGGAUUUAUCUAGUGGAUAGUGUUAUCCACCCUUCAAACAACCAGGACCAUGCAGUAUGUUCUGUCAACACUUAUCUGGUGGAUUUAGAGGAUAUUACAUGGCAGUGCGGGGAUACAAAUUUUAUCUUUGAGUGCUGAAAGUAUCUCUCACAAGUGAGCAAAGGGAACAACUGAGAGAUACUUUUAGCAGGAGAAGAUAAAAUUUGUAUCCCCAAGUGGCCAUGUAAUGUUCUGUCUACUUUAUAAAUACUGAUGAAAUUCCUACUUAGAAGACAACUUUUUUUUAAAUUCAUUUUCCAAACAGCAAAAUAGUGCAAUUAAAGUGGUCACAUAUCACAAAAUGCCUGUUACAAAAAUGUUAUAAAACUCAGAUAUAAAGUUUUAAAGGAGAAAUAAAGACAAUAAUACUUAUAUUUUCUGUUCCAAAAAGUCAAAAUUCUAAUGAAGAAGAGAAAAAUUCUAUAACAGCAAUUUUGUAAAUGAAAUUUCAAAAGAACCGGCCGCGUGCCUGAGCAGGAAGCUCUCUUGUAUUUGGCUAGUCGUGUUAGUAACCAUGGCAACACCAAUAUCCUCACAUAUGAAAUAUAAAAAUAGUAUCUUCACUGCACGUGGUGAAGAUAUGUUUUUUUAGUAAAAGGAAAAAUCCUGGUAUCUCAUCAGUAUCUAUAUAAUAGAGAGAUUUAUCCUUUUGAUAUGGUCAUCCAUCCUAUGUACAAAUGGGCUAUAACCUUGAACUACUAGUGUGAAUAUUCAGACUUAAUCGAAUCUCUACCCUGCUGGUGUUUUGGCAGAACUUCUGCAUGGUUAAGUUUGUUAAAAGGGUUUUUCAACCAUCCACUGAAUGUUGAUUUGCUAAUUCUUGCAGCUUCUUUCUCUUUUGCAGUGAAUUUAUCAGUACCAUCUCAGCAAAGAUUGGGACGGCAUCGUCAGUUGCCAGGAAACGCUGAAAGCUGUUGUAGAGAGGACGACAGGUAAGGUCAAUUAUUUUCAAAUGAAUGUGAUUUUCAUUUAUUAUUUCUGUGUCUGAACAUAAUUAUGUAAUAUCUGUAUACAUAUACAUGGAUAUGUUUUUGUGUAAUCAGUUGAAUGACAAAAUAUAUCAAUUGGGAAAUUGAUGGCAGAAAUGAAACUGGGAGUGAUUUGUGCAAUGUUUAAGCUAAGUCAGUGCAGUGGCAAUCCCAAUAACUAUGUGUUUUAUAAUCAUGUAAUUAUAUAAAUUACUUAUUGAAAUGAACAUGUUAAAUUGAUUGAAAUGAGUGAGCUGACUCUCAAAUAAUUGAAAUGUUGCUGUGUGUUGAAUAAAUGCAUUCACCGUCUUUGUUUCAACAGUCAGAUUGAGGCAAAGCUUCAAGAAAUAACUAAACAGACUGGGAUUCUAAAGUUAAAAGAUAAAGUAAGUAAUAUUCACUUGAUAUAUGGUAGAUUUAUAGUUUCUGUACUCAGCAAUUUUUAGGCAAUAAGUUAAAAACAAUCAUUUGUAAGGCUUCUACAAAUGUACAGUUGAUGCUGCCACAGUGCUCUUGGGAUAUUGUAUUACCUUGUAUUGUACGCUCUUCCCCACUAUAUGAAUUUGUUACAUGUAUUGCAAAAUAAAUCACAUGAAAAGGCUUUUUUGUGAUUUCUUCUGUUUUAGUUGAUUAUGUAGUGCUGAUCUGUCUUGGUUCACGAGAUAGCUAUAAUAGCUUUAUAUAGAGAAAGAUAUUUUUCAUCUUGUCAUGAGUGUGGGACAAAGAAAAAAUCUGGGUCCCCAUGAGGAAUCAAACCCAAGACCUUCAGAUUCCAAUGUUGAAAUUGCCAAUCCUAGCCAUAUGCAGGACACAUGUUAUAUGAACUUCAUAAUUGAUCAUGUUCACCUUAGAGUCUCUGUGGCUCAGUGGUAGAGCACCGGAGUGCGAAAUCCGAAGGUCUAAGGUUCAAUUCCUCAUGGGGACUCAGAAUUUUUUCUUUGUCCCAUUCUCAUGACAAGAUGAAAAACAUCUUUCUCUUUUUCUUUACCAAGCUCAAAACUUACCAUCUCUCUUAUUCUAUUUAUUCUAUUUAUUCCAAUAUACUUUCUGAAUAUGUGUGCCAUUGCUAGCAAAUUAUGUUUAGAAUGGAAGGAAUUAUGAACAUUAUCAGUUAAUAGCAAAUAACCAUACACAAUAAUAUUAGUACCACAACUAUUUUGCAAAUAUCAUCCAACAGCCAGUAGGAUAUAACAUAGGUUCAAAGUAGUUAAAAUAGCCAAUUUAAGCCUGAAAUUUACUGGCUAAAAAUGUAAGUUUUCUCAGUCUGUGGUUUGUCACUGUUAAACCCAGGUUUCCUUGUAUCCUAUUAAGUGUUUUUCUGAAUAAUAGAACAAGAAUAAUAUAAAUAAACUUUUUAACCUCUUCAAGCAUCUGGAAAUUAUGAUGAUGAUAGAUAGAUAGAUAAACCCUUCAAAGGGCAUGUUACAUUAAAUGAGAAUUUCUAACGCAUGUUUGUAUAAAUUCCAUCAGAGUGUGCAUUUCACCAUCCAUGAUUUGGAGGUUGUUGAAGAAAUUGGUAGUGGGACAUGUGGUCAAGUAUGCAAGAUGAGGCACAAGAAUACUGGAGAUGUGUUGGCAGUUAAGGUAUAUUUUGGUUUUUGAAGAGAUUAUCAAAUAACUUGGGUUAUUUUGCAUUCUUGUUGUUGGAAUUCCCUAGUUGAAUCCCUGUUGGAAGUUUUUAAUUUGUAUAAUAAUUCUGCAGAUCAAAUGCAGUGGUAAAUAUUCAGGCAGAAAAUCACUUAAUUCACAGAAAAAACAAACCUGCUGAUGUAAACUUUAUGCUUUGCUGCUCUAGAAUUAUCAACAGGAAAGAUUCCACAUUUUGUGAAACUAUCAUAGAAUAAACCUUUUCACUUCCACAAUUUCAUUGUCAAUAAUCCCUUGAGUGAUAUUUUUCUUUAUUCUCAUCACUUGCAUACUUGAUUUUGUAUUGAUAUUAAGUUCAAGGGUUAAUGCACAUAACAAAUAAGAGAAAAUUUAAAGCAAAGCCAUACUGCCUUUGGAAAUCAUCUCCUUAUGUGCAGUUUUAGCUAAAGAAAAAAAUUCAUAAACUAGAAGAAAUGAAAGUCUGCUUGUCUAUCACGUUAAUGCAAUGUAAAAAAGAGUGAAAAGAACAUGACAUAACAUCAGCAAACAGUUCACUCUUUUGACAUUGUAAAGAGUAACCUGUCCUUACCAAAAAUUGUCUUCAAGUGUGCUAAAAAAAUUUCCUAAGCUUACCACCAUUUUUAGUCUUCCUAAGCCACUUGGCUGUUAACCUUUAACUCCCAUGAGUGACCAUGACAGAAUUUCUCUUUACAAUAUAUAUACAAUAUCAACCAGAUAAGUGAUGAGAAUAAAGAAUGAGAUCAAUUUGGGUAUGAUUAGUUGAUCCAAUUCCAAACUCUCUGAACUCUUAUAAGAAUUGUUUGGUUGACAGUAGGGAGAAUUACAAAUUUGAUCUGGGAGUUUAAGGGUUAAUUUGAAACACAGACAAGACAAGUUUAAUCUUUGGAAUCUCAUAAUGUUUUAAAUAGUAAGCCACCAAUGGCAUUGGUAAAAAUUACCAAAUCUCUUGGGCUUAUUUCUCCAGUAAGCAAUAACACUCUGAAGCCUUAGAAAAUGCUUUUAGUUAGAAGAAUGAUAAAUUUGUUUUCCUAUUUUUAUAUGACUUUUGCCUAAUUACAAUAAUGCUGCCCUAGAAAAGAAAAGCAAAAGAGCAAAGACCCAAAUAGAAAUCAAUCAGACAAAUUUAAAUUUCUACAGACAGAGCUAACCUGUACAUACAGAGGAGAAACGUGUUUACAAAUCAAUUUUAAUACCUUUUUUUGUUUUCCAAAAUUUUUAGAUCCAAAGCAGAUUCCUAAAAAUGUGUUCUGGACCUGCAAAUUUUGAUUAUCACAUGCCUUUUUUGCUGCAGCAAAUUGCAAUUCAAUGCCCAUUCAUCUGUGUGCAGGGUUUAUUUUAUAGUAGCAUGUUCAUAGCCAUGCAUAUAAUUUUUAAAGAUGAUGGAGUUGUAAAUUGUAUCUUUUUCACCUACAUUUUGAAAUGUGUAGAAAAUGCGCAGGAGUCAAAACAAAGAAGAACAGAAGAGAAUAAUUAUGGAUCUUGAAGUUGUGAUGAAGUGUCAUGGCUGCCCGUUUAUUGUCAACUGUCUGGGAUCGUUUAUUUCCAAGGUGAGGUUAUUGUAAAGUCCCAUCAAGAGCUUUUUCUCACUGGCAACAUCCCAAUGGGGUAUGAAACUAAUUUUUAGUGAUUUUUUUAGGAGUACCAGAAGUUCUAUUUUUAGUGUAGAUCAUCUUUUGUUUUGUAAAAUUUUUCAUGGUCAUUUUCCUUACAUUUAGUAAUAAUAAUAGAUAAAACAUUGUCAUUAAACAAUAUUGCCAAGAAGCAUUGGAAAUUAAGGUAGACAAAUGAAAUGUGUACAGUCAUUGAUAGUAGUUAAUUCACAGUUAAUGAAAAUGUUUGGGUCUGUUUUGAAAGAUUAGGUGAGUGGGUGUGAUAUCAAUCUAAGAAAGGAUAAGAAUGCUCCAGAAACCAUACAUUUGCUAUCUCCACCAUAUCAAAGAAUAUAUGAACUUAUGACAAUGAUCAUGCUAUGGGAUUUUAAAGAGUAACCUAACCUGGUGAAAAUCCAUUUCAAAUGUUCUUAAAAUUUAACAUUAGAUGCCAUUCUUUUGAACCAUCCUUUGGAACCUGUUACUUAACAAAUCAUCAUUACCAUUUAUGUUCAUCUUGUGACAGUUUCUUUCAGUGUUGAGUUUUAUGAGAUGUAAAUAAUCCUGUUAAUUGCUUUUGUAUAAUUCUGUGAAAAUUUUAGUUGUUGUAUUCUGUAGUUAUGUGAAUGGGCUUUGCUAUUAUUAAUGCAUGGAAUAAAAUGUCCAAUAACCCUUCACACAAAUUUAAUGGGAUAAUUCAACUCUAACUCUGGAAAAUUAUUGAUUUAAAACAAAAGAUGCUCAUAAGAGCCACUUAAGCAUUAGCCUGUGAGUACUGCAUGGUGGUAAUUGCUUAGGGUUUAGGGUAAGGGUUAGGGUUUAGGGUUAGGGUUAAGGUUGCUUGAUUGUGAUUCUUGUUUUUCAGUCUGAUGUUUUCAUUUGUAUGGAGUUAAUGACAACAUGUCUGGAUAAAUUGAUGAAAAAACUCCAGUUUCCAAUUCCAGAAGAUGUGCUGGGGAAAAUAUCUGUCUCUGUGAGUACAUUGUACCAGCAUACAUGUAUGUAGAUGUAAAUGCAAGAUUCCUGUUACAACAGAGUUGCAUUGUUUACAACCCUCUCUGUUAACUUUAUAAUAUAAUAAUAUAACUGUAAAAAUUUUGCCCUUCUUAUUGGCUGAAAAUGAGUGCCUUUUUCAAGUAAUACAAGUGCAAAGUUGUAACACAAGUGCAAAUUACAAAUAGUGCCAGCUGUCUGAAUUUUGACUGGCUUGGCUUUCAGGGAUGCUUUUUUCAUGUGAAUUAUUGAUAAGUAACAACAUAAUUUCUUGUAUAAUGUGGUGCACAUAAGCACUUGUAGUUUUUCCAAAGACUUAAAAUUGCACUCACCCUAUGGACCUAUGCAGUGUUGUGCUUCUUCCAAAUUGUAUUUGAAAUCAUGUUAUUACCCAUAUUAAUAUGUUCUAUUGUGUGAAAGGUUGGGUCGAAUUACAGAUUAAGGACUAAGGGGGUGGGCUGUGUAUGUCUACUAUUUUCUUCUUAAUCCCCUCUACAUUACAUGCUGGCAAUAUGCCACGUUUGCUAUUAUUGUUCUUUUUCUGACUGUAUACUCCAUUUUGUAUUUUGUCAUUUGCUAUUCUGAAUCCAUCAUCCAAACUAUACUGGAACAUGAACUGGAACAUUUUGGUUUGAAACUGCACAAACUAGAUUUAUUUUGCACAACCAGUGCUCUCAAAACUGAAUAACACUUGGUGAUGGUACUGUCAUUCACGUACAGUUGGUUUAUAACUGUGCACUAACUUAUGCCAGCCUUAAGAAGGUGCUAAAUAGCGCUUGAUGAGUGUACUGACAUACACUUAAAUUAUCAAUGUGCACUUACUCAUACAAGCCUUAAGAAGGUGCUAAAUAGCACUUGAUGAGUGUACUGACAUACACUUGAAUUAUCAAUGUGCACUUACUCAUACAAGCCUCAAGGAGGCGCUUAAUAUUGAGAAAAUUAAGAAGAAGAAGAAGAAGACCUUUAUUUAUUCAGCAUAGCCCAUUCAGAUGCUCUAAGCACUGCUAUCAAUUGGGGCCCUGAUAAAAAUUAAAAUGAUAAGACCUACACAAUCAUGCUAAAAUACUACUUCUACUGGUAACCCUUAGGAAAAGUUAAGUUAAUCUUAAAAUAUGGGCUAUAUACAGUUACAGUAAAAAUGAAUAAAAUCUUGAAACAUUAAAAAUUUAGCUUAUUGAAGAUUACAGAAACAUUAAAAUAAAAAGAUUUUUUAGCUAAGUCAGUUCUAACCCUUGGCAAGUGUAACAUGUUCAUUUGCCUCGUAAUUCGAUUGUAGACAGAGCUGUUAAAAAUAAAAUAGUUUUUAAAAAAUUGUGGACGACGUCCUUCAAUGCAUCUUUUGACGAGUUCAUCAACAUGGCUCUCUCGUUUAUUUACCAGAGAUGGCCACUUAAGGUAAUCCAAAGCUCUGUCACUGUCGCUCAUUUUUGAAACAAUUUUCCGCAGCAGUUCCACACGGUGUCACAAUAAUCCAAAAUAGGACGAAUAUAAGCUGUGUAAAUAGAAUUAGCAUAUAUCAUAUGUAAGAUUCCCCCUAAUGCGUCCUAGCAUUCCCAGUCAUUUACCAAAUCGGGACAAACAUACUUAACAUGAGAAUUCCAAGAAAUAUGUUCAACAACUCCUAAAUACUUGAAUUAUGAUUACUUUGUAACCAAAAACCCUUUGUAAGGUUUGUAAGGUUAUGUUUUGCCGUUUUCCUAAAUAGACAUUAGUUUAUUUGAGCUAUGGUACAUCUCAGCUUGUUAGUGAAAAUCAUGAAAUCAUCGAAUGAUAGAAAUUCUUUCACUGUUUCUAUUUGUUACUUGUUCAGAUUGUCAAGGCUUUGAAUUAUUUAAAGGAGACCCAUGGAGUUAUGCACAGAGGCAAGUCAUCAAAGAAAUUAAACUACGACUCUGAGAUGUGUAUCAAGUAGAAGGGUUUGUCAUUGAUGCUAAAGACGGUGUAUUACUCAAUGUUUGAUCGACUUACUUUAGUUUCGCUUUAUGUAUUCCAGAUGUCAAACCAUCCAAUGUUUUACUGGACCAGAAUGGUUCCGUGAAACUUUGUGAUUUUGGUAUCAGUGGUCGUUUGGUUGAUUCAAAAGCAAAGACAAGAAGUGCAGGAUGUGCGGCCUACAUGGCAGUGAGUUAAAAACUUGUUUUAAUUUAAAUUCCAUUCCGUUUUCUCAGUUUCUUAGACUUCGUCGUUUAUGUUGUGAUGACUCUGAUUUUUUUCAACAAAUCAUCAGAAGCAGUGUGCCAGUUUUUCGGAAAACGUGGCUACCUUGUUUCUGUCGUUCAAGUAGGCCACCACCGCGCCCAACAAAUUAAUCGACAGUCAGCACUACAAACGGCACAAAAUGAAAUUACCAAUCGCAUACCAUUCAUUCUCACAUUAUACUCUCACAACCAAGCCGUUGAAUCCAUCAUUCUUAAAAACUUUAAAGUACUUUAAAAUGAAUCUGAUACGGGUACUAUCUUUUCGAAACCUCCACUAAUUUCAUUCAAACGUUGCAACUACAACUACUAACCCUAACCCUAACCCUAAGCAACAUUUUGGUUAGAAGUUCAUUUCAAACCAAUGACCAACCCGAAGCUUUCAAAUGCGCUCGCGCACGAUGCAAAACUUGUCCUUUCGUGCAUAACGUUGAGAAAAUAUCAGAACCCAAACGAUCAUUAAGAUCACCGAUCACUUCACGUGCACCUCCGCCAAUGUCAUCUACUGCAUAACUUGCACUUAUCGCAAAAAGUUUUACAUUGGUAAAACAGGAAGACGACUCGGUGACCGAUUCCGAGAACACGUCUGCGCCGUAGAUAGGAGUGACAAGGACGCAUCCAAACCAGUCGCUAGACACUUUAAUCUCCCUAAUCAUUCUAAACAGCACAUGGUAGUCUGCGGACUUUCCUUACAUCUAUGCAGUUGGGGAGGCCGCAAAACUCUUGAACAAUAAUUUAUCUUUCAAGUCGGCAUUCAUAAUCCCCACGAUAUUAGCGAACGCUUUUCAUUCAACUAAUUUAUUCUUGUUUUUGCCGUCAGUAGCGUGGCUCCAUUUUCUGCUUAGAAACACACACACACACAACCCACAAUUCCUUCAUUCGCUUCGACUAAGGGUUAGCGCUCAAAACGCCACUUUGAACUCGUUACGGUUGCCAAGUUGAAAAAACCAAAACGAUCUUGCUAUACUCCCCCAUUGACGCAGAAUCAUAGUUUCUUUAGAAACUUUCCCCUUUUCAUUUAUUAACGUUUGCCUCGCGUUGUUCCAACUGUAUUCUGGCAGUCUUAUCAACGGGAAGAGGUCGACCUGUUACGCGCCACCUUUUAGACUUUACUUUAAUUGGCUGGCGUCUAACAAUUGUUAUUGGAUAUAUUUGAUCAUUGUGCCAAAAGAUCCCUUUCCUUAAAAUCAUAGUGAAGGAGUUUCUUGUUCUCACGUCCUUUCAGUCUUAAAGCAGUUGUCGGCAAAUGGUUUUUAGGUUUGUUCUAAGCUAUGAAUUACUGUGCUUCUAUACCGAUUUUCUACCUCUUAAUUGUCUAAUACUUUUUUAACAGCCGGAGCGCAUUGACCCGCCAGACCCUAUGAACCCAGAUUAUGACGUCAGAGCAGAUGUGUGGAGCUUGGGAAUAAGUUUGGUGAGCAAAGUCUUGUCCUUUUUUUUUUUUUUUUUUUUUUUUUUUUUUUUCUAAGAAAAACAGUAGAUAGAACUAAAACGUUAUUAUAUUAAGGUUCUGCCUUGUCGCUACCUCUAACCCAAGUACUUAGGAUUUUUGUGAAUCUUUGGCUCGUCAGUCUUCUUCUGCCUCAAUACCGAGCCUAAAAUUAGUGAUGUCGUUAUCCUCAUCUUGAACCGUUUGCCGUAACAUUUAAGGUAGACCUCUUCAUUAUGUGGACCUUUUCGCCUGUUACAAAGUGUACAGAAAGAAGUAUAAAUGAUUUUGUGUGUACGUGCGUUACUUUUCAGCAUCAUUCAGUUCAAACUAUUUCGUAAAUACAUUGUGCCAAGUGCUUGAGAUCAAACCGGACAGUGCUUUUCAUGUGCCUAAGACAUGACUUACUGUCGGUUAUGUUGCAGGUUGAGCUGGCUACUGGAGAGUUUCCUUACAGGAAUUGUACCACAGAGUUUGAAGUUCUGUCUCGUGUGAUGAGUGAAGAUCCUCCUUUACUUCCCAGACAAGGAUUUACUGCUAACUUUUACUCUUUUGUCAAGUCAUGGUAAGAAACCUUUCAUCUUAAAGGAAUCCAGAACGACUUAACAAACUUGGUUUUCAGUAGAUGAUUCGAUAGUUAUCGUUGAUGAUGUUGUUUCUUUUAGUUUGAUAAAGGACUACAGAUAUCGACCCAAGUAUAACGCGUUGCUGGUACGUGGUAGUGAUUAAUUUCUUGAUUCACUUUUUAUUUUUACGUGACACGGUAGUAACCCAAAGGAUCGGUCUCUUGGGGAAGUGGCUGGGAAGGUUUGUCCAUAAUUGUUAGUGUACCUAAGACUGCUAUUGUAUUUUGACAGGUGCCUUGCAAUCAACAUUUUAACGGUUGCUUUGGUAAUCGGCCUACUCUUGUUUUUGUUUUUGUUUUUUUCUAUUUUCGUAAUAUUUCUUAUUAAAGCAGGAUUUAAUUUAAGUAAGUUUUGUUUUGCAGAAACACCCAUUUAUUCUUGGAUAUGAACAAAAAGAAGUCAACUUGGCGGGAUGGCUGGCUGCUGUUGUCGAAGAUUCGAAUUUUCGUGGCACAGAAGUGUAGAGCACGAUGUUAGGUCAAUAGCCUAACAAGAACACUAUAUUUUAGGUAAAUGUGUACGUCUUGUAGGGCCUAAAGUCCUACUAUAAAAGUCACCAUACAAAGUCUGGUGACAAAAAUUGUAUUAAAGGAUUCCGUUAAACACCUGCUAUCUAGCCCCUUUGAAGCUGGUUCAAACGUUGAACCGAUUGUUUUCUCGGGUGGAAGUAGUCAGCGUGGCCUGCACCUGAUUCAAUUGUAAGGUACUCAUCGCGUUUGAGCUAAGCGACAGCUCUAUAAGCAAAGAUUAAAGAACUGGUGAUGCUUUUUCUCGUCUUCGUUUGUUUGUCUUUUCUAAUUGUUAUCUGUCAAUAAACUUAACGGUGGCUUAGCUUAGAACAUGAGAUCCAAUCAGUAGGCAACAAUCCUGUCAACCGCACUUUUGCCAAACUAAGUAUUAAAGGGUAAUCUCGUGGUGUUACGGAUCACCAAAUAACAUAUUACAAGAUCUUGAGAAGAAACAUCACAUUAGCCUGGCACAACAUAAUACAAGUACCUUAAGUUUCAGAAUUUCAGAAUGUCUUUCACCGUAAUGUUAUCUUGCCGCAAGAUGUCAUUGAUGCACAUCAUAAAGAGACUGCAUGCUAAAUGUAAAUUUAACAUAAGCAUUGAUUGUUAUAAGUUCGUAAAAGGCGUACCAUUCGGGUCUACUCGGCUCAUGACUUUAAAAAUUACGUGUACUUAGUAUUUGAUGAAAUGUGCGUCUCACAAUUUGAUCUGUUUUCUUGAUG
Pocillopora meandrina is the source of this 13115-nucleotide messenger RNA. NCBI's taxonomy places the organism in Eukaryota, Metazoa, Cnidaria, Anthozoa, Scleractinia, Pocilloporidae. The record is from the annotation of a GenBank genome assembly.